UAGCUGGAAAACAUGAAAAACAGUUAUUUUUGUGUCGCCUCGGCCAGCCAGUGCGCACGCGCCAAAUGCGUCGACGUCAAGUGCAUGUGAUAAUGAUUGGGGAGAAGGCAUGUGCACAAUGUCCACCGCGCGGUCGUCCACCUGUUCGAGUGUAGCCGACAAAACAUUUAGCUUCAUACGUUUGAAGUUUGUGUGAAAUGUAUCUCCGAGUCUGUGAAUCAGCCUUUAAAAUAACCAGUUAGUGUUAGUCACCACCGGCAACUCGGACAGACAUGGACUUCUUUCUUUAUAGGAAAUAAAACCAGCUUCAUUACAGCGAGCUGUCGGGGUUAUCUGCGUUAACAGAACCCUCUUACAAGCUGCUGACAACUUUGUAGGCUGUAGGAAACGAAUGGUGGACAUAGCAGCUGGUCCUGUUUAAGUGUCUGCUGUCCCCCUUUUAUCUAACUCUGCCGGACUGCUUCUUCUUCUGCAGGAUGACUACUCCCCAAGGUUACUUGCUUCAAAAGUGUCUCAGGUGUCUAAAGACAGACCAUGAUGAGGAACAUAGAAGCUCAAGCUCCCGCAUGAAGUGCGAAAGGGCGUAAAGGAUGGCACAGAGGCUCUUAUCGUGUCAGCACAAGUGUCCCUAAACACCAAAUCCACAGUGGGAGAAGUCUGCCACAGCCGGCAGGGCCCAAGCAGCAGACUGCCACGGUGAGAGAAACCACUAAAGCUGGUUGAGAACAGCAGGGCUCCUGUGGGACUGACAGUUCCAGGCAGACGAGCAGCUGCCGGUAAACCAACCAUAUAACCAUAGCGGUGUGUGACAAGGAACAGAAAACCAGAGUUGUGAUAGCCGGGCAAUCCCCAGUGGACGGCAACAUCAAGAAGAAAGAGCACAUAAGGCAAGAUAACUCUCCUUUGGAAAUGACCAACAUAAAGUCCAAAUCACAGAGCCAGAGCGAUGAGGCCGAGGGCCCGGAUGGAGGCUGGGGCUGGGUGCUGGUUGUCGCCAUGUUUGUCAGCUCGAGCCUCGUGUUCGGCCUGAUGCGGAGCCUGGGCAUCUUCUUUGUGGAGUUCGUUCAGUACUUCGAGGAGAGCGCCCAGGCCAUCUCCUGGAUCUCGUCCACCGGCCUGGCAGCGCAGCAGUUCUUCAGUCCACUGGCCGCUGCACUUUGUAAUGCUUACAAUCCCAGAGUGGUGGUGAUGACGGGAGGCUUUUUGGCUGGCCUCGGCCUCACACUUGCCUCGCAGUCCACCUGUCUCGUACACCUCUACCUCACGAUGGGAGUAAUUUCAGGUUUUGGAUGGGGGAUGGUCUUCACUCCCAUGGUGGCCACAGUCAUGGCUAAUUUCACUCGCCGGCGUGCCCUGGCUCUGGGACUGGGGUUCUCCAGCAUCGGCCUCUCCUCCUUCGCUUUCAACCUGCUCUUUCAGCUGCUGGUGGAGACGUACGCCUGGCGAGGGGCCCUGCUGAUCCUGGGGGCUCUCAGCCUCAACAUUGUACCCUGCGGGGCGCUGAUCCGUCCGCAGCGGCGCUCUAAAGCACCAGCAAAGGUGGAUUCAGAGACAAAGUCAUGUGCAUCCAUGCUGCGGCGCAUCGCCUCUUACCUGGAGCUGUCCCUGCUGACCGAGAGGCCCUAUCUCACCUACACUUUGGGCGUUACUCUGUUUAACGUCGGCUACUUCGUGCCUUACUUCCACCUGGUGGCCCACAGUCGCCAAGUUGGCUUCUCAGAGUACCAGGCUGCCUUCGUUAUGUCAGCUGCAGGUGCUUCGGACAUUUUGGGGCGCGUAGUGUCGGGCUGGUUCUCCGACCUGGGCCACUUUCGGGUUGUUCAUUUACUGACCUUGUGGACAGGCCUAGCAGGAGUGUUUAUCAUGCUGCUGCCAGUGAGCUCCAUGUCUGGCUCCUACGCCGCUCUGAUGGUGAUCAGCCUGCUUUAUGGCUUCUGCUCUGGGGCUUUGACCUCCGUGGUUUUUGCGGUGGUGCCCAUGAUUGUGGGCGUGGAGCGCACGAUGGGGGCACUCGGACUGCUGCAGCUCAUCGAGAGUGGUGCUGGACUUCUGGGGACUCCUUUGUCAGGAUUCCUGAAGGACGUCACAGGAAACUACAUCGCCUCCUUCAUGGUGGCCGGCUCCUUCCUCCUCCUCGGUAUGCUGACCAUGACCACCCUGCCUCGCUUUUUCUCCUGUACUGAUCCACGGCCUCCUCAAAGACGUUCCCUCGAUGCCAAAGAGAACAUUUUGGAUUUAGAGCUGGAGCAGAUGAAUAGUUCGCCCUCUGACAAAAAACACACAGUGGAGUCGAAUGAUCCAGCAAACCCAAAACUCUGUUAGUAGAUAGAGCCUUGCACAUUCUGAGCACACAAUCAAAAUGCAUCCUGUUGCACACCUCCGUGAGCAACGAUGUAUUCAUGUCAUACCUCAGAGACUCAGUGAAAGCUGAAGCUUCCUGUGAAACUCGUAGCAGCUGUAAGGGAGCGGCGAGCUCCUCGCUCUGUUACAAAUACGAACCUCAGUUUAACGCUGGAGCUAGAACCUUCUGCCUUAAAGGAAACUGGACAUUUUUUAAAUCAUUCACGUGACUGUUUUUGACAUGUGACAUGCAAAGUGAGGUGCUGUUUUUUUUUUUUAAUUAAUCAAUUUUAAUUAUUAUUUUUUGUUCAUGUGAACAUGAAACCUGAGUCUGAUUUUUCUGCCGAAGACUGGCCAGGAUCUUUUAUAUUUGCACACACAUUCUUUGAAUGUGGCACAGCUCGAAAAUUAAGCAAAUGCUUGAUCAUCACAGCUCAGUUGAGUAACAACUCAGUUAAACUUCAGGGACGUCGGUCCGUGCUGUCAAGAAGCAUCCAUGAGUCCCUUUCACCUUCUUCAAUACAAAUGAAAUCAUGCUCAAGUCAGGAGGGAGCGAGCAGUGGUCCUUUUUUUUUUUUUAAAUGGGGUUGUUUCCUCUGCAGAGCAUAUGUCGUCACUUUGGUUUACAUUAGAGCAGGUGAAAUGAUUCAGUGGUUUCUCCUUCCUCUUCCAAAUGGAUACACCUGAACUUUACCUGAAUUUGUGUUAUACACCGAUGGUCGAGUGCUCUCCUCAUUUAUUUCUAGAUACCCUCCAUAAAGUGAGUCUCUUUUUUAAAUUUUGCGCCAUCAUUGCAUACACUUUUACUAGCUUGGCAUGACAGGACUAAUGUGUGAAACAUUAGCUCUCUGACCUGAUCUGCACGUGACAAUGUUUUAAUUCGGAGAAACCCAGUAAAUUGAGCUUAACACCAGUGGCACACUGGUUUUGGUCGAGUUACUGACAGGUCCUGUGAAAGCUUUUUCAAGGUUAUUAUAGUUAAUUAAUACUAAACCUAUGCAUGGCAAAAACUUGCAUCACUUCAGUCUGAGAAGCAGCCUCCACAUUAAGGCUGGAGUCUAAAAAUUAUUCUGAAACUGAUUUAAAAAAAAACUAAAAUAACAUUGUUAAACGAGAAAUUAAACAAAAUAAAUUUCAGUUCGUUGAAUAGGAUAUGAAAGAAUCAGGUAAAACUAAUGGAAAGUAAAACGCUACAAUACAUGUGUUUUUUUGGACUUUUUAUAUUCUUAACCCUGUCAUGCCAAAUGUAUCACACAUGAGCUGAUGUAUGAGUUUGUAACACUUCUAUAUCGUUGUCAUCAUCAUUAAGCUUAAUUAAAUUGCACAGUAGAUUUUUAACCUAUAAGAUGCAAAAAAUGCCAAAUGUAGCAACUAUAGUACAAAUUUUGUAUUUAAUUAAUUAAAGCGUUUUGUAAGGUUCAAUAAGCUCUCGAUUUUCAAAAAAAAAAAAAGAAUUUUCUAGCAAUCACUUUGUGGUUUAAGCUUUAAAGGGUUACAUUUAAAGUUCUUCAGACAUACAAUAUCUCACAAUCAUAUGUGAGCCUCUGCUGGCUCAAAGAUGAGGUAAACCACAGUGCCAGCUGGUCUGGGUAAAAGAAUUUGUAUUUUAGAUGCUGACUGGAUUAUGAUGCUUCAAAUUUAAAGGCAUGUUAAACACACAUACACGCUCCAAAAUUAGGAGAACAAAUUCAACGACUGCAGUGGCUGUUUUUCAGGUCGACGCUGAUGAUGAUGAUUUACUGCUGCCUGCAAAUGCCUGAUUUAUGGUUGUAAUCUGUUGAAGCGAAUGUUUGGAUAUAAAAACCGCAGCAUGUCCUGUCCUGUUAACACCGAUUUAUUAUGAGCUCGGCUAAAUGAGCUGCUGGUGUCGACUCUGAACCUCAGGAAUUCCUCUUCCCACCGCUGCGUUUUGUUGCACAGCAGGAACACAAGACUGUGUUUUCUCAGUUGCGUUUUCCUGAUGACGCCGUCACCUUUUUUCCUCGAGCACUUUGUACUUUCGCUGACCGUAAACUAGAGCAGGCUUUGUAAACCAGACGUGUUUGGUUUGGAGAGCAGCCGGAUGGUUGCCAUGUUUGAAAGAAGAGCAUGACUGGAUCACUGUGACCUGCUGAUCAUUAGCACACUCGCUUACUUUAAAGGUGUUGCAAUGCAAAAAGCAGGUGGUCUGUGCUGAACAGCUUCUUAGUGUGUUCUUCCUCAACAGUCUGUGACUCUGGCGUAAAUUUACCUUGUCAGUUGCCUGCAAACUGUCAGUGAUUGUCUCCUUUAUUAUUAUUUUUAAAGAAAACAUGUAUUUUCUUUCAGUUUAUUUCAGUCUUUUCCUUAUCAGACAGAUCUUCACAGAGAUUGUUUUCAUCUAAAACGACUGCAGGAUGAUGCCGCCCUCUGCUGGGCUUUUGACAGAGAUACAAACCAUAUUCAUCUUCUUUAACCUCCUAAGACCCGUACUCGGCAUGCAUUUUUAAUUUCUCUUUGAUAUUUGGGCU
Molecule: messenger RNA, 4829 nt
Organism: Neolamprologus brichardi
Lineage: Eukaryota; Metazoa; Chordata; Actinopteri; Cichliformes; Cichlidae
Gene: slc16a13
Product: solute carrier family 16 member 13
Biological process (GO): monocarboxylic acid transport; transmembrane transport
Molecular function (GO): monocarboxylic acid transmembrane transporter activity
Source: RefSeq, a predicted model, not a curated record